Antrostomus carolinensis (chuck-will's-widow) is the source of this 984-nucleotide messenger RNA. RefSeq names its product peroxisomal biogenesis factor 12 (gene PEX12). Gene Ontology annotation, molecular function: zinc ion binding; protein binding; ubiquitin-protein transferase activity. Gene Ontology annotation, cellular component: peroxisomal importomer complex; peroxisomal membrane. The transcript is spliced from 2 exons. The annotation marks the transcript as partial. The record is from RefSeq and is a predicted model, not a curated record. Lineage: Eukaryota; Metazoa; Chordata; Aves; Caprimulgiformes; Caprimulgidae. Gene Ontology annotation, biological process: protein monoubiquitination; protein import into peroxisome matrix.
GUGCUUGCUGAGUCUAAUCCUGGCCGCUACGGUUUCCUCUGGCACUGGUUUGAUGAGAUCUACGUCCUUCUGGAUUUCCUGCUCCAGCAGCACUAUCUGGCCAGGUGCAGUGCCUCCUUUUCUGAAAACUUCUACAGCUUAAAGAGGAUACCGCUAAGAGAUUGCCAACAACCACCUCUGGCCACUGCUGGCCUGCCAAAGAGGCAGCACUGGAAGUCUCUCCUCUUGCUGGUUCUUGUUCCUUACCUGAAAGGAAAGCUAGAGAAACUGGUGUCCAGCCUGAGGGAAGAGGAUGAGUACUCCAUCCACCCUCCUUCAUCAUCCUGGAAGCGCUUCUACAGAGCCUUUCUAGCUGCUUACCCCUUUGUAAACAUGACCUGGGAGGGCUGGUUUCUUAUCCAGCAACUGUGCUAUAUCCUCGGCAGAGCUCAGCACCAUUCACCCAUGCUGCGCCUGGCUGGUGUUCGUCUCGUCAGACUGACUGCAGAGGAUAUCCAGGCCCUGGAGAAGAAACUGGCUGGAGCCACCUCAAGUCAAACACACAGCAUUAAAACACAAGUCCAGUCAGCAGUGAGGAGAGCGCUGGGUGGCAUUGCCUUCUCCCUGUCCACCGGCCUGUCCGUCAGUGUGUUCUUCCUCCAGUUCCUGGACUGGUGGUACUCCUCAGAAAACCAAGAAACAAUCAAAUCUCUGACAGCGCUCCCGACUCCUCCACCCCCCGUGCACCUGGACCAGGGGGCUGGCUCUGCUCUCUUACCCAAACUGAAGACCGUGUGCCCUCUGUGCCGCAAAAUCCGCGUCAAUGCCACGGCCCUGUCCACGUCUGGCUUCGUGUUUUGCUACCGCUGUGCGUAUAAUUACGUGAAGACUCAGCAGCGCUGCCCGGUCACAGGCUACGCCACCGAGCUGCAGCACCUUGUCAAACUGUACUCUCCUGAGAGCUGACCCGCCCGCCUCCUGCUUCCAGACACCCAGCUCUGAGCA